Catharus ustulatus (Swainson's thrush) is the source of this 2838-nucleotide messenger RNA. It is a transcript of the gene SACK1G, whose product is annotated as family with sequence similarity 83 member G. Gene Ontology annotation, biological process: BMP signaling pathway. The transcript has 5 exons. Gene Ontology annotation, cellular component: nucleus; cytosol. The coding region runs from base 1 to 2652 and encodes 883 amino acids. NCBI's taxonomy places the organism in Eukaryota, Metazoa, Chordata, Aves, Passeriformes, Turdidae. The record is from RefSeq and is a predicted model, not a curated record.
AUGGCUUUCUCCCAGGUGCAGUGCUUGGACGACAGCCACGUCAACUGGAGGUCCAGCGAGUCCAAGCCCGAGUUCUUCUACAGCGAGGAGCAACGCCUGGCCCUGGAGGCGCUGGCCUCCCGUGGCCCCGACGCCUUCUAUGAAGUCCUGAAGAGGGAGAACAUCAGGGAUUUCCUGUCCGAGCUGGAGCUGAAGAAGAUCCUGGACACGCUGGAGACGUACGACCCCGGCUCCGAGUACAUCCCGCGGCACGGCAGCAGCGGCGGCGGCAGCGAGGGCGAUGGGAACAGCCAAGGGGACGAGCAGGAGCUGGCCCCGUCCCUGGAGUACUGGCCCCAGCGAUCCGACCGCUCCAUCCCGCAGCUGGACCUGGGCUGGCCCGAGACCAUCGCCUACCGCGGGGUCACCAGGGCCACCGUGUACAUGCAGCCACCCAUCGAGGGCCAGGCGCACAUCAAGGAGGUGGUGAGGAAGAUGAUCUGCCAGGCUCAGAAGGUCAUCGCUGUGGUCAUGGACAUGUUCACAGAUGUGGACAUCUUCAAGGACCUCCUGGACGCUGGCUUCAAGAGGAAAGUGGGAGUUUACAUCAUUCUGGAUGAGACCAACGUGAAGCACUUCCUUCAGAUGUGUGAGCGAGCCCACAUGCACGCUGGACACCUGAAGAACCUGCGCGUGCGCAGCACAGGAGGCACCGAGUUCUUCACCCGUUCGGCCACCAAGUUCAAGGGGGCUUUGGCCCAGAAGUUCAUGUUUGUGGAUGGGGAUCGAGCCAUGUGUGGCUCCUACAGCUUCACCUGGUCCGCGGCGAGGACGGACCGAAACGUCAUCACAGUGCUGUCAGGCCAGGUGGUGGAGGCUUUUGACAAGCAGUUCCAGGAGCUGUACCUCAUGUCCAAGGGGGUGAGCCUCAAAUCCAUCUCCAUGGGCGAAGAGCCCGAACCCGAGCCCGUGACGCUGCCCUCCGUGGUGCCCGUGACCCCCGCCAACGCCGUGGUGAAGAAGCUGAUAAACCCCAAAUAUGCCCUGGUGAAGGCCAAGAGUGCUGACCAGAUCAGCAAGACCUCAUCAGAGAACCAGGACAAAAACCAGAAGACUGACAACAAAGGCAAAGCUCCUCCCGAGGGCCAGGGGGGCGAGCGGCACGGCGACGUGGCUGACCUGUCCCUGCUCAUCCACCCCGGCCUCCUGAACCUGGAGAAAGCCAACAUGUUUGACUACCUGCCCACCUGGGUGGAGCCUGACCCCGAGCCUGGCAGCGAAGUUUUGGGCUACAUCAACAUCAUUGACCCCAAGGUGAAGAACGUGAAGCUGUCGCAGAUGAACCGCAUCAAAGUCUGCGACGUCUCCCAGGCCAGCGCCCAGCACCGGCAGAUGCUGAAGAACAGGGAGAUGGAGGCCAGGAAGAACUCGGACCAGGAGCUGCCUCUGCUGUCCCCCAGCCACAGACAGGUCCCACAGCCCCCCAUGGAAGCUCCUGCAGUCCCCACCACCAGCCCCAUUGAAGGUAUCAGCUGGACAAGCAGGCAAGCGGGGACACUCGCCCCUUCGCCGUUGGGCCACCAUUUGAAGCCACAGGAGGAGGCACUGGAGGAUGUCAAGCCUCCAGUUCCAAAGCCAAGGACCGUCCCUGUUGGUGUCCUCAUGACCAAAGUGGUUACAAGCUGUGGCAGCAGCACUGUCCUGCAGGGUGACACGCAGCCACCCCGCACUGACCACACGGGCGCGAAGCAGGAGGAGAAACCCAACCGAGCUCCCACGGAGACCUCCCACGUGCAGCCAGACCGGCCAGGAGCAGCCCCACAGGAGGACAGAGGGCCUCCCUGCACCCACAACGGGCUGGGAGAAGAGGAGGAGGAGGAGGAAGAGGAGUUCAUCACCCUCAGCGACCAGGAGAGCUACUCCAGCAGCUCUGCUGACCACAGCUACCGGCGCUCCAACGCCUCCUCCAUCUCGGACGAGUACUUCGAGGUGCGGGAUCGCUACGGGCCCCUCCGCAGAACCAACUCGGACGUCACCCACAACGGGGAGAUCCUGCCCAUGCAGAGGAAGCUCAGUGACCCUCACAUCAGCAGGGGCACCUUCAUCAGCCCCCUGGGCAGCCUCCCCUCCCUGAAGCACAUGCGCCUGGAGGACGUGACGAAGAGGAGGAGCAACGCCGUGGAGAUCAGGCGUAUGCUGCCCCGCACCCUCCUGGAUGGCAACAGCUCCUACCCCAGCAGUGCCACCCAGGGGACGCCCAUCUACCACUACCGGCCCAGGACCCCGGCGGGCAGAGAGCAGGGCAAGGAGCUCUCCUGCUCCCCCACCCACGAGAAACCCCUCGGGGCCACCAAGUACAGAGGGGAGGCAGCAGAGCCCAAAAAGACCAUUGCAGGCAGCCAGCCCUACUGGCAGAGCAAAACCUUCAGCCCCAGCAAGGCCACAGCAUCCGGCCAGCUGCCCCCAAACACCCCCAGAGCGUUGGGAAAACGCUUCACCUCCCUGCCUGAGAGCCAGAAACCCACGGAGGAGAUGAGGACACCCCUGGGCAUCCCGCUCUCCAAACUGUCCCAGUCCAAGCACCUCAAGAACAAGGUUGUGGGGGCUCAGCAGGGUGCUUGUGUGGACUCCAAAAAGCAGCCCCCCGAGCCCACGGGCCAGAAGGAGCAGUAGGGGUUGGGGAUGGUGGCCUUGCAGAGCCCAGGCUGCGUUCCUUGGGGCAGGGGGUUCUUGUUUACAUUUUCCUGGUGGGUGCACCAGGAAUGGACAUGAUGGACAGCCCAAAAGUCAUCCCUGCCCAGGGCAGAUCUCCAGAGACCAGGUCUUGGAAGAGAUGCAGCCUGGGCAGGUACAGGUAGU